This is a messenger RNA of Oncorhynchus masou masou (cherry salmon), 4600 nucleotides long. RefSeq names its product casein kinase I-like. Lineage: Eukaryota; Metazoa; Chordata; Actinopteri; Salmoniformes; Salmonidae. Gene Ontology annotation, biological process: endocytosis; regulation of circadian rhythm; spindle assembly. The record is from RefSeq and is a predicted model, not a curated record. The coding region runs from base 92 to 1144 and encodes 350 amino acids. Gene Ontology annotation, cellular component: nucleus; cytoplasm; spindle microtubule. The transcript is spliced from 8 exons. Gene Ontology annotation, molecular function: ATP binding; protein serine/threonine kinase activity.
UGAUAUCUCCGUAGGAGAGGAGGUGGCCAUAAAGCUGGAAUGUGUGAAGACCAAGCACCCACAGCUCCACAUCGAGAGCAAGAUCUACAAGAUGAUGCAGGGAGGAGUGGGUAUCCCAACGAUAAAGUGGUGUGGGGCGGAGGGCGACUACAACGUGAUGGUGAUGGAGCUGUUAGGACCUAGUCUGGAAGACCUGUUCAACUUCUGCUCCCGCAAGUUCUCCCUCAAGACGGUCCUGCUGCUGGCGGACCAGAUGAUCAGUCGUAUAGAGUACAUCCACUCUAAGAACUUCAUCCACAGAGACGUGAAGCCAGACAACUUCCUGAUGGGCCUGGGCAAGAAGGGCAACCUGGUGUACAUCAUCGACUUUGGCCUGGCCAAGAAGUACCGCGACGCCCGCACACACCAGCACAUCCCCUACCGCGAGAACAAGAACCUGACCGGCACCGCGCGCUACGCAUCCAUCAACACUCACCUGGGAAUUGAGCAGUCUCGUCGUGAUGACCUGGAGUCUCUUGGCUAUGUCCUGAUGUACUUCAACCUGGGCAGUCUGCCCUGGCAGGGCCUGAAGGCCGCCACUAAGAGACAGAAGUACGAACGCAUCAGUGAGAAGAAGAUGUCUACCCCCAUCGAGGUCCUCUGUAAAGGAUAUCCAUCGGAGUUUGCCACGUAUCUGAACUUCUGCCGUUCUCUGCGGUUCGAUGACAAGCCCGACUACUCGUACCUCAGACAGCUAUUCAGGAACCUGUUCCACAGACAGGGCUUCUCCUACGACUACGUCUUCGACUGGAACAUGCUCAAGUUUGGCGCCAACAGAGCAGCGGAGGAUGCAGAGAGGGAGAGGAGAGCUGGUGAGGACAGACUGAGACAGGGACAGGCCAGGGCCCCUGCAGGGGCCAGGGGGAUCCCCUCCGCCUCCGGACGACCCAGAGGAGCACAGGACGCAGCCGCACCCGCACCCCUCACACCCACCUCACACACAGGUAUGGAGCGAGAGAGGAAGGUCAGCAUGCGUCUUCACCGUGGAGCUCCUGUCAACAUCUCCUCCUCAGACCUGACUGGACGACAGGACUCACGCAUGUCCACCUCACAGGCUCUCUCUCGUGUCACCCCCAGUGGCCUCCAGUCAGCAGCCCCUCGAUGAGUCCCUCUGUCCCCAUCACCACCACCACCAUCACCCUGGAGGGUUUAACCAUGCACGGCCCUAACCAUACAACACACACACCAACACACACACCAACACCUGGAGGACGCUUACUGAAACAACCAGUCAACCCAUCAGAUGCCUGGACUCUUACACAAUCAACCAAUCAAAAGGCAGGACAAGGACCUCGUCAUCCGCUAGCAACUCCAUCCAUCCAACCAGCCAAUCAAAACACACAGACUGAUGCUCUGCCUCUUUAACAUCAACGGAUCUCUGCUAAGUAACAAGCUCCAUGCUGUUGUAACAGGGUGGACGAGACACACACACACACACACACACACACACACACACACACACACACACACACACACACACACACACACACACACGACUCAGAGAGCGUUCAGCCGUGCUCAUCGGGGAUAGAGGAGGAGAAACAAGAGAGGGGGGAAGGAGGGAUUGUGUUGCCCCUGGCACACCCAGAACAGUCACUGCCCCCCCCCCCCCCACCCCUCUGCUUUCGUGAACCCCAGCGAGGACACUGACAUGGGGAACACAGACCUGCUUAACGCCCCUUACACACCUCCUCCUCCAUCACUUCUCUCCCUCUCUCCUCCUCCAUCACUUCUCUCCCUCUCUCUCUCCUCCAUCACUUCCCUCCCUCUCUCCUCCAUCACUUCUCUCCCUCUCUCCUCCUCCAUCACUUCUCUCCCUCUCUCUCCUACUCCAUCACUUCUCUCCCUCUCUCUUCUACUCCAUCACUUCUCUCCCUCUCUCUCCUACUCCAUCACUUCUCUCCCUCUCUCUCCUACUCCAUCACUUCUCUCCCUCUCUCCUCCUCCAUCACUUCUCUCCCUCUCUCUCCUACUCCAUCACUUCUCUCCCUCUCUCUCCUACUCCAUCACUUCUCUCCCUCUCUCUCCUACUCCAUCACUUCUCUCCCUCUCUCUUCUACUCCAUCACUUCUCUCCCUCUCUCUUCUACUCCAUCACUUCUCUCCCUCUCUCUCCUACUCCAUCACUUAUCUCCCUCUCUCCUACUCCAUCACUUAUCUCUCUCCUACUCCAUCACUUAUCUCUCUCCUACUCCAUCACUUAUCUCUCUCCUACUCCAUCACUUAUCUCUCUCCUACUCCAUCACUUAUCUCUCUCCUACUCCAUCACUUAUCUCUCUCCUACUCCAUCACUUAUCUCUCUCCUACUCCAUCACUUCUCUCUCUCCUACUCCAUCACUUCUCUCUCUCCUACUCCAUCACUUCUCUCUCUCCUACUCCAUCACUUCUCUCUCUCCUACUCCAUCACUUCUCUCUCUCCUACUCCAUCACUUCUCUCUCUCCUACUCCAUCACUUAUCUCUCUCCUACUCCAUCACUUAUCUCUCUCUCCUACUCCAUCACUUCUCUCUCUCCUACUCCAUCACUUCUCUCCCUCUGUCCUCCUCCAUGCUGAACCAGAUGCUCCUCCCAGCCAGACAGUUCUCCUCCAGAGUUGCUGUCCUAAUAAAACCAUCAGCUUGUUUCUCUUUCCUGUUGUCUUUUACUUUAUUUACUUGACUUUUCCUCUGUUUGUGUUUUAGGUGAAGUAGAUUAAAAGUUGUUUGUACAGGCAGUGUUCUGUUCUGACUCCACUGACUGUGUGUUGCUGUUUUUAUACGGUUGCCAAUAUCAACUGACUCAUGCCAAUCAUAAAUUGUGUCUAAGUGAAAAGUCAAGUGUGUUUUCUGUUUUAAAGAGGGAGACGAUGGAAGUAAUAUUGAAUGAAUAAGCCCUAAUUGAAACUCUGAAGGUCAUGUGAGUGAGGUCUGUUUGUGCAGCGGGAGAUGGCCUGGGUUCCAUUUUGUGUCCUCAAAGACUCUCUUAAUCCCCACAAUGCAAUGCCUAGAAUGAGAGUACUAUUCUCCAACUGGACAGCGGGUUUGUAGAAAUGUAACAAUUUCCGGAGGGAAGACGUUUAACGCGUCCCAAACAUCACCCUGCUCCCUAUGGGCUCUGGUCCAUUUUAUUGGUCACAUACACGUGUUCAGCCGAUGUGGGUGGAGCUACAUGCUUGUGGACUGAAUAGGGAAUAGGGUGCUGUUUGAGACGUGUCCCUCUCUGUUGUUUUUAAAGGGGACUGGGAGAAAGCAAAUCCUCUACUGUUCUGAAGGUGAUUGUGUGUGUGUGUAUGACAGUUGGUUGUCCAUAGGGAUGGGAUGGGGGGGGGGGUGCUGAUGUCUUCUCUGCUAGUCGGUCUGUUUCUCCAUCACCUCGUCUCUCUUCAGCCUCCUCUUCCUCUUCUGCUGUUGGUGUUCUGGGGCUGAAAGCUGUGAAUCACCCACUCUCAUGUAGCAGUUACUUUUGUUGUUGAACUUGUUGGUCAGUUAAAUGUGUGUGUGUUGGGGGGGGGGGGGGUCUGCUUUAAAACACCUAUUUCAACCUAUGCUUUCAAUCCACCACAAUCUCAAACUUUAAUUUUUUACUUUAUCAAUCAAUAUUUUAAAAUGUUUUUAACGUAAUGUGAUAAUUGCCAAAGGGCAAAGUCGGGUCUGGUGAAUGUUCAGGGGACUAUCGACCAAUGCUACGUCUCCCCUCUCUCUUCUGCUUGUCCUAUUGGUUAGUUCAGGAAGAGGGCCAACCCACUGGUCACAUCAUUCAGUGUAGUACUGCCUCAGGGUGCUGUAGGCCUUUUCUGUAGUCUGGGUUAAAGAGGGGUUUAGUGGUCGCCUGUUCCUGGAUCAGUUUGUGCUGUCUUGUCAACUUUAUCACUCAGUGCAUUAUAAUGAGUGACAAGGAGUUGGCAAGAGAGUCCAACCAGAUCUGGGACCAGACUAGUUUAGUGCGUCUGUCUUCUGUUGUCAUGUAUAUAGGAUGUACCUAGUACUCGACGGUGAAAUAUCAUGUCUGCAUUAGGAGCUGGUAGCAGUUCCAGGAUCAGAUGUAUCGUUUUCCUCCUAAUGGUUCAGGUUAGGAGUUAGUUGGAUCCUGAUCCUAGAUCUGAGGUUAGGAUUCAGUUCUACGUCCAGCUCUGUAUUAGCCACUGUGUGUAGUAUGAUGAUGAAGGUAGUGUAUGGGAGGGGGGUUGAAUGCUUCACUCCAUUGUAGUUUUGGGUAAGUUAGUUUUAAACCCUCGAACCGACCGGCUGGUGGUCUCAAAAAAAAAAGAACCUCCCACCUCAUUCUCUUCAGUGUGGGAUUGUGGGUAAUGACGAUAAAGGUACACUUGUGUUAAGUACAGUUCUUUACGUGGGAUCUCGUUUCUAUCUGGGUACGUCAUGUCUUUCCUUCUCUCUCUUUUUAUUUCCUUCUUGUUUUGUGUUUGCAUAUCUACGUGGGGACGGACUCCGGAAACCUUGCGUUGGUUCCCACAAUGCAUCACUCACUGAGUCAUGGGAAGUCUUGUCGUCAGUUUUGCUCAUCAUUUGUAAUGCCACUGUAUUUGUGUAUUUUAAAAUUGUGUAAAUAAAUGAAUAAGUCCUUGUA